Messenger RNA from Cherax quadricarinatus, 351 nucleotides. The record is from RefSeq and is a predicted model, not a curated record. Lineage: Eukaryota; Metazoa; Arthropoda; Malacostraca; Decapoda; Parastacidae.
UGUUAAGUCUACUGUAUUAUUGUGUAUAUGAGAAAACUGUGUUGUGGUGAAGAAAUUAUAUACAUAUCAAGUGUUUGUUUCAGUGCUCCAUCUCUGUAUGGGGAGGAUGCCAUGUUUGAAGAAGUGAAAACUGAGAGAGCCCCCUCCUCAAAUCCUACUAAAGAGUCAGAAUCAGUGUUGAUGUCACUGACUCAUGACCACCAGACGGCAUUUGGGCUGCAGUUUGAUGACCCUAUGUGGCGGCGGUACUUACUCUCACCCAAGCCUUUGGGUCUAAACAUUCUGCUGAACACUUGUAAUCCAGCCACACAGAAGCACUACACCCAGUGUCUGUGCUCACAUUACCUGUGA